CCCUAAACCCCAAAUUUCCCAAAAAUCCCCGAAUCCCUAAUUCACGGCUAAAAGUUGGUUUUGCUGAAAGACGAAGCAGAGAAUCUCCCUCUGGAGACCUCAGCCGCCCGAAGUGGUCUUCGACGGCGAUUGUCGAUUAUUGUUUUCUUUUUGAAUUUUUUUAUUGAAUGGAAAGCGAACAAGUUACAGAGACAUCUCCUUCUUAUGAGAAGAUGUACCAGAUUUUCUCAGAUUUCAUGACAAGGAUCACUAAAUUUGAGGAGCUAGUGGACAUGGGAAACAGAUUUCUUGUGGGCUUUCAACAAGGACUUGACUUUCUUCGGCGACCACCAAUUGACACGACUUCAGAAUUGGUUGCGAACAUUAUAAAAGCUAAUGAAACUAGAAGGCUUUCAUCUUAUAUUCAAGCAGGAUGUGUAAACAUGCAUGAUAGAAAACAAUGUUUGGGCAAGUUGAGUACCUGCCAUCAUGGACUCUUGGACCAUUUAAUUGGAGCUAAAAGUGUAGUGAAUGAACUCCAGUGCCUUCUGGAUGAUGCAGCAACAGCUGUCCAGAAUUCCAAUGAGAAUUUGCAGGAUAAAGACUUUCAUGGUGACGUGGAUUCAAAUACAGAUAUAAGUACCAAAGAGGACUUCUUACCCGCCCAUGUUCGUAAACCUGAAAUUACUGAUUAUGCUGCCUUAAUGGCUGUUGUAUAUGGUAUGGUCAAACAAGACUACGAGAUGCAGGAAAGGAUUGUUUCCUCUCUUAGUUUGAAGUCAUCAUCGGGUGAAAUGGAGAGUUAUUGCCUCAUGUGGUCUCUCCGGCCCUUUAUAGACGAUGAAAUCAUACAUAAAGCCUGGAGAUUGAUUCGAUGACUGCUUCUCUGUUCUUUACCAGCUCAUUAAGGAGAGCUGAUCUUUUACACCCCAGAAUUGGUUCUGCAAUUCUACUGGGAUAACAUGCAUGCACGUGUAAAAUGCAUAGCAACAUUUUAGUGACAGAAUGUCAAAAUAAUUGCUUCCAGAGAUCGAGUGAGUAAAGUUGUUGUGAGGAAGAGGUGUAUUGUAAACAGUAGUAUUACUAGCAGUGAUCUUUGAUCUUUGAACGUAUAUUUGAGUUUGACAUAUCAAACUUGGAUGCUGUGGAGUAAUGAAUUCUGUUCCGUUCCCUA
Coffea eugenioides is the source of this 1153-nucleotide messenger RNA. RefSeq lists its product as uncharacterized. NCBI's taxonomy places the organism in Eukaryota, Viridiplantae, Streptophyta, Magnoliopsida, Gentianales, Rubiaceae. The transcript is spliced from 8 exons. The record is from RefSeq and is a predicted model, not a curated record. The coding region runs from base 168 to 857 and encodes 229 amino acids.